Betta splendens (Siamese fighting fish) is the source of this 2322-nucleotide messenger RNA. RefSeq names its product keratin 8 (gene krt8). NCBI's taxonomy places the organism in Eukaryota, Metazoa, Chordata, Actinopteri, Anabantiformes, Osphronemidae. Gene Ontology annotation, molecular function: structural constituent of skin epidermis. The record is from RefSeq and is a predicted model, not a curated record. Gene Ontology annotation, biological process: keratinization; intermediate filament organization. Gene Ontology annotation, cellular component: keratin filament. The transcript has 8 exons. The coding region runs from base 119 to 1675 and encodes 518 amino acids.
UCCUUCCCUUUCUAUCCACGCUGGUCUCUCCCUCUGCCUGCCUGCCUGCCGAGCCAUUCAGCCUGACCUUCUCAGACUCACUUCAUCCAAAAGGAAGAACUCAGCCCCACAUUUCAGAAUGAGUCAAUACAGGCAGACCACUUACAGUGUGAAGACUUCUUCUUCAGGACCACAGAACUACAGCAGCAGGUCUUACGCUGGGCCGAGCUCGCAGAGGAGCUACAGGAGCUCCUAUGGAGCCACCAACAGGGGCUUUGGAGGAGGCUCCAUCACCAGCAGCACUUCCUAUGGCCUGGGCUCCAGCAUGGGUUUUGGCAGUGGCCUGGGAGGCGGCCUUGGAGGCGGCAUGGCUCAUCAGGCACCCAUCACUGCCGUCACUGUGAACAAGAGCCUGCUGUCCCCCAUGAGCAUCGAGAUCGACCCAGCCAUCCAGGCUGUCCGCACUCAGGAGAAGGAGCAGAUCAAGACCCUCAACAACCGCUUUGCCUCCUUCAUCGACAAGGUGCGUUUCCUGGAGCAGCAGAACAAAAUGCUGGAGACCAAGUGGAGCCUGCUGCAGCAACAGACAACCACGCGCUCCAACAUCGACGCCAUGUUCGAGGCCUACAUCGCCAACCUGCGCAGACAGCUGGACGGCCUGGGUAACGACAAGAUGAAGCUGGAGGCCGACCUGCACAACAUGCAAGGCCUGGUGGAGGACUUCAAGAACAAGUAUGAAGAUGAGAUCAACAAGCGCACAGAGUGUGAGAAUGACUUUGUCCUCAUCAAGAAGGAUGUGGACGAGGCCUACAUGAACAAGGUGGAGCUGGAAGCCAAGCUUGAGAGUCUGACAGAUGAGAUCAACUUCCUCAGGUCUAUCUAUGAGGAGGAACUGCGUGAACUCCAGGGACAGAUCAAGGACACUUCUGUCAUUGUGGAGAUGGACAACAGCCGCAACCUGGACAUGGACGCCAUUGUGGCUGAAGUUAAGGCUCAGUAUGAGGACAUCGCCAACCGCACCCGCGCUGAGGCAGAGACAUGGUACAAGAGCAAGUAUGAGGAAAUGCAGACAUCUGCCAACAGAUAUGGGGAUGACCUGAGGGCUACCAAGACAGAGAUCUCAGACCUCAACCGCAUGAUCCAGAGACUAACAUCAGAGAUCGACGCAGUCAAGGGACAGCGUGCCAACCUGGAGGCCCAGAUCGCAGAGGCUGAGGAGCGCGGUGAGCUGGCCGUGAAGGACGCCAAGCUCCGCAUCAAGGACCUGGAGGACGCACUGCAGAGAGCCAAGCAGGACAUGGCCCGCCAGAUCAGAGAAUACCAGGACCUGAUGAACGUCAAGCUGGCCCUGGACAUCGAGAUCGCCACCUACAGGAAGCUGCUGGAGGGAGAGGAGGACAGACUGGCAAACGGCAUCAAGGCCAUCAACAUCUCCCAACAGAGCACGAGCUACGGCGCUUUCCCCGCAGACCUGCAGAAGAGCAGCUACUCCAGCAGCUACUCCAGCGGUUACAGCAGCGGUGGAUACAGCAGCGGAGGAUACGGCAGCGGAUAUGGCAGCGGCCUGGGAUCCUACAGCAGCGGCAGCACCGGCGGCUACAGCACCACCCAGACCAAGAAAAACGUCGUCAUCAAGAUGAUCGAGACCAAGGACGGCAGAGUGGUGUCUGAGUCCUCUGAGGUCAUUGAGGAUUGAGCUGUGUAGUUUGAAGACGUAGCUACUAGUCUGCUAAUCUUUCCUCUGCCUCCCUGGUAGUUUUAUACUCACAGUUCACCCUUAACCGCCCCCCCCCCCUCCCUCCCUCCCUCCCCACACACACACACACACACACACACACACACACACACACACACACACACACACACACACACACACACACACACACACACACACACAAUUAAUGUAACAAACAAGUCUGAAGUAAAACGCUUGCCAGCCAUUCUCCAGAGCCUAGAAAUGUUUAUCAUGAAGCAAUAAACGAACACUACCAAAGAUCUGGAAGGGACCACGCAGUUUAUGUCGUAUGUCUGACGUCUGACUGAACUAACGAAGUUUUAAAAAAAGGAAAGUGAGAUGAAAAACAUUGAGCAAAUCGCUCCGAAUCUAUGCAACGGCAAUUCCACGCACUGAACCCGGGUUGCAUCGAGUGAACAUUGGUGUCGUCAAAGGAAUGUGAAUGUACGGAAACAGAGCUGGAGUUGUUGGCCUGCUGCAGUAGGUAGUGCAUGUCUUCCCUGUAACUGAAACUGUCCGACCCCUUAGGAGGCUGCCCACAUCAUACUGUUGUCCUGAGGUGCUGUUUUUUUGCUACCAAACCAAAUAAAAUCAUGUUUACUGACAAA